Messenger RNA from Megalopta genalis, 4551 nucleotides. RefSeq lists its product as uncharacterized. The record is from RefSeq and is a predicted model, not a curated record. NCBI's taxonomy places the organism in Eukaryota, Metazoa, Arthropoda, Insecta, Hymenoptera, Halictidae.
CAACACACGUGAAGAGAGACCGACACGAAUGAUCACUUCGCACUUCAAGUCGUAUUUACGGCAUUAACCUCGCCGAGGGAUCAUCGCGUUCGGUAUUGUCGGAGACGUCGGUGAAUUCUAAAUAAUACCUGAUCGGAUCGGGGCGCGAGGUGCGACACGACGCGACGAUACAGUGUCCGACGUAGGGUGCUGUUUGUUUACGUUCGCGGGCCGGCGAUUUGUUGUGACGCUUCGGGACAACGGGAGAAGAAGAAGAAGAAGAAGAAGAAGAAGAAGGGACGGCUCGACGGGGAUGCAAGGGGAGAACGAUAAAGGUGACGCGUUGUGGAGAAAGUAACCGGCACUGCGAAGCUUAUGGCCGGCAAUUCCGUCGCGGGACCCGGCGGUACACACAUCGGGCAGCUUAGGCCCGAGUGCAGCGCGGCGCUAUGGCAAAAGUGACGCAACCUGGCGACAGUUCGGAGGACUGGCGCCGGCAGACCGUGCGGGAGGAGCAGAAAGCGCGGCCGAAGAAGAAGAAGCGCAAGAAGGACCUCGUCGACCUGCACCAGAGACUGCGCAAUCCUGCCAAACGAGACCGGAAGCCGACCCAGAGGCAGGGCAAUUUUGUAAAGCUUCUGCACCGUUUCGCCGACGUACGAGAGGAAUAUGGCAAAGAGACGAAAACCGUUGGCAAGUUGGGAAAAGCGCGAAAUACGAAAAAGUUGUCGAAUAGGAUUCUUCCUAGACGCAUGUCUGGGAUUUACAGAAAUGGCGCCAUCGGCAAAGAAAUACGAAGACCAAACGCGCUGGUUUCCUUGAACGGUUCGAACAACGCCAGAUUGGAGGAGGACGUUAUGAAGCUUCUUCAAGGCUACGAGAAGAAUGCUGAGAGCGUUGUACUCGAUGGCAAUCGAAAAGAAACGGAGGUUCUGGUGGUCGAUUCCGUCAUCAGAGAUACCCUAUGCCCAACUCCACCCGACGCGGAUCUAGCGAGCCCGGUUUUGGGUAAAGUGGAUGGAAAGAAGCUACACAACAGAGAUGAACGGGAAGGACAAGGUGGUCCGUCUAACUAUGUUGACCUUUCCCACUUGGUCCGUGAAAGAAGGAAGGCGGUGAACAUUGAACAGUUGCAAGAUUCCGCUAUUAGACGGUACGAGGACCUAUGUGCCACCGUUCGCAGAAAUUUCGAGGGGUUGAAUCUUCCGGAUCAAUUAACAACAGAUCCACUGUCAUCGGUGAAGAUGAAGCUGCGAAGCAUCUACGCGAAGUCCUUCCAGAGUCGGUAUUCAAGAGAUAUGCUGAAAUACGGGAGUGCUUUGAACGAACGGAGCACAAUGCCGAGCUUCGACUACUCGAAUCCCAUUCUAGCAGAAGCAGUGUACAGUUCUUCCGGUUUCGGAGAAUCCGCUAACCCAGGAGUGGCGAACCGGCGACCCACGAAUUACCGGUGCCCCUCGGCGCCGCUCCCUUCGCCCCUCUUAGGUCCUCGAGUGACUAGCGGUGGAAGCAGCGCGACUUCCAACGGGAAAGAAGUUCGUCGGCCUUACUCGAACUUAAUCGAAACAUUCGUGGACACCUCGGGCGCUCAGAAUGUCAAAAGGAGAACCACGAAACCGAACGAUUCGCAGGCGAAUCAAGACCCAUUAUUGUUGACACCGAGGGCCCGCGAGAAAAGGAAACAAGCUUCCUCGUCUCGCUUCUUAUUCGACACCUCCAUGCUAAGCUCAAACAGCUCGGCGAAUAAGGUGGGUGACGAAAGGGAGCGCGAAGCGCGCAGCGCGGACUCGGAAAGCGUUGCAAACCGAACAUCUUUGGAAGCGAACUGUCCUCCCAGCUUUGAAGACAAUCACAAAUCCGUCGACGACUUCAUAGCAUCUCGGAUGAGUAAGCAGUCGAUUUUCGCGCGAUCCAUGAUGGAAAUGCUGAAAGAGUCGAUAAGCAAGAGAUGUUUCGUAAAGCGCAAGAACCAACGCACGCAGACUACCAAUCUGUCGAAUAACCGGACGAGGAAGCAUCCCGGGAAGAGCAACGCGAAAGCGACGCAACAGGUGAACGCGAAGAACCUGAAGCACGUUCCGGCUAUACUUCGCAGGUGCAACAAAACGGAUAUAUUUCAGCCGCAAACGGGGAGGCUGUUCGAGGUACCAUCGAAUCCGGACGUUUCGUCUGCCUCGCCGUGCUUGAAAUCGGAAACGUCCAAAAACUCGGACGGCACUGCGAGCAGCACCGAUACCAAUGCGAUAAGCGUGCAAGCUUGCGUCGCGCCUUCGCCCAGCCUGCGCGAGGACCACGGAAGAAACCUUAAACCGGACGGCGAUCAGCAGUCGCACGUGAACGAUUUCUUCCUGAAGAAAUGCAAGAGCAAGCCCGCGAUACAGAAGACCGUGAUGUUCACCAAGAAGGACUCUCGCAGUAAGCGUCUACAAAUCAACGGCCCGAUGCCGGACAGGCCGGUGGAGGUCCUCCAACAGCUGGAGAAGUGCGAGAACUGUCAGCGAGCCGCGAUGAACUCCUACCGAUCGUUCGUCUGCUCGGACAAUUCAAACGAUUCGAACUACUGCAGCCAGGAAUUCAAGGAGGUCGGCAUCCCCCAGGUGCGACCGGUGCAGGUGCAGCGGGAGCCCGUUGUGUGCGAGAAGCUGUUCGUCAGGAAGCUGCCGCAGAAUCCUGUCUGCUUCGUGGCCGCGGAUCCAGGGAAACAGACUCAAGCCUGCGCGAAGAUCGAGAAGGUCUAUCGCCGAAACGACAACAGCGACGUGCGUAUAGUUCAAGGCUUCCAGAACCUGCAGCUGUUGCCGAUGGAGGACCAGAAGGCGAAGUACAACGGCCAGCGUGUCGGCGACACCGUGUUGUUCGAGGAACCGCCGAUCAAGUACCUGGCAUUCGACAACGACUCGGAGACUCAGAGGAUCCCUAUAUACGUCCGGAGCAAGCGGCGACCACAGUUCACCGCCGUGGACCAUGCAGAUAUCGUGAACUCGAAGGUAAAUUACCGGCUGGUCUCCUGUCCGGAGCCUACGCAGAAGAUUUUGCUGGUGCCGUCCCACGAGGAUGAUAAUCUCGUCUACGUGGAGGAGAAGGACUUGAACCGACCUGGCGUGUCCCACGAGCGUGUUACCCAGCCCAGGAAAAUGUGCUUCUGCCAGAACAUCGUUUCAGAGGCGCAGCCGGCCGUGCAGUGUCCCGAAAGCACGUCGAACGCGCGCGAGCUUCUUAUCGCGAAGCAGGAUCUGACGGGAAUCGCGAACACCGGAUACGAAGCCGUCGUUGCUCUGCAGACGAAUCGUGGCAAGAACCUGAGGAAGAGCAUCGGCAACUGGGAGGAGCUUCGACACCGACCGAGUCAUGAGCACGCAAUCACCAAGGAGGCCUGCGCGAGAAGUCACGGUACCUAUUAUAUGAAGUGAACGGGUUCGAAGCACUUGAAAUGUAUAUUGUAUUACAUGUAUUUUCUUUUCUGGUAGCCGAGUAAGUAUACACAAUUAUUUAUUGAUUUCUUUCGCACAUCGGAAAUAUAAAUAGAUUUUCCAGCAUACCGUUCCGAACGUUCGAGUUCGUACAUUUAUAGGAAGUGUGCGAGAUGCGACCGAGGGUUACAUUUGUCGACACGCAAUAUCGAAGCUUAGUCUUUUAAGCGGACUCCGGCGUUCUAUAUUUCUGCGAAGCUAGUUAUUUUUGUACAACUGUUUACGGUAUUGUUAACGAUAACUGUACGAGUCUCAAUGAUGUCGCAAUAACGCGAAGGCAGUUGUUCUCCGUACGACGAUUUCAAAUCAUUGUUCCGUUAGCGAUGUCCGCGCGCAGUCGCGAAAUCUUUAAAUUCGCCGCCAAGAAUGUGCGAACCGCGUUGGGUGCCGCCGAUUUAAGAUCUUCUUAGAAGGUUUUUCCAGCGGAAUUUGGAUCAGCGGAGUGAACGCGGUCUUCGAAUCCGCGUGAACUCGAAGAUGAGAAGAAAGAUAGUUUAAUUCUGUUUCUUUUUUCUUUUUCUUUUUCGAUCCGGAGAAGCGAAAUUGAUUAGGAUACAGAGAAUAAUGAGGCCAUCGAUGCGUGGCAAAUAGGAUUACGAGCGCGACAACGACGCGCGAAAGCAAACGAAUAAUUGCUGGCCCAUUUUAAUCAAGCUCCAACAACAAUUUUACAGGACGCCGACGGGAAUUACUACGUUAAUGUAGUUUACGUCUCGUUACAACGGAAACAUCAAUUUACUUCGCGUUGCGCGACGAUAAUCGUGAUGCGUUACGGUUAUGGACGGACAUUAUCGCUUUUGAAUAUAUUUUUUCGCGUUGCAAAUUUAUUUCGCUGGAAGCAAAUUAGUCGGAACGUCGCCGCCCCGGUAAAUCAGGAUUGCGGGGCCGACGAUUUUCAUCGCGAGAAUCGAAAUAUUUAUCGCAGAACAGCGUCGCACAGAUUAUUGCUAAAGUAUUUGUUAAUUUGAGAUAUUAUUUUUCACGGAGAAUGGCUUGGAUAAUGGUGCUUUCGCAUUCAUAUUUAAACGCUGGCGGAAAACUGUUGUUACUUGGUCGUGGUUUCUGUCUCUGCGAAUAAAAUAAAUAUGAUUUCUUUUGCGUU